CAGGAGCGUGUUCUCAGCAUAGCUGUCAAGUCUCCCGUUUUGGCCGGGAAACUACCGUGUUUUACCCCUCUUUCCCGCCAUCCUCCCAUACUAGUAUUCUCCCGUAAAUCUCCCGUAUUAUAAUAUAAUAAUAAAAAAACAUUCCUCUGCUUCUUUGUCUGAAUUCUGUCACUAGCCUCGCGACAGCGGGAACAAACCUGGAACAACAAAGGAGAGAAAUGGAUAGAUGUGACGAAAGGGAAGGCAUUUCUGUCAGAAAAAGAAAGACAUUGUGCAAAUAUCUUGAAAAAUGGGACAGCGAAUUUUCUUUUCUAAAGAAGAGCAGGAUGGGGCACGGUCACGCGUUCUGUAAGAUUUGUAACUGCGAUUUAAUGUCUCCCACGGAGGAAGGAACGACAUCAGUCAGCAAGGGCUGUGGCAUCAGAGCAGCCCAGGUACCGGUGGAAGACAUCCUGGUGGGGAUAUACACCCACUUUGAUAAAAGUGCAAAAAGAUGUGAACUCUACAAAGGGUUUGUAGAUUUCACUGAUUCAGACCACCUGAAGCUCCUCAGGUACUGCAGCACCAGAUGGCUGAGUCUGCUAACCUGCAUCCAGAGAGUGUUGAACCAGUGGGAUGCACUACAGGCCUACUUUAACAGUCAUGAGGAGGUGGAGAGGAGUGCCAAAGUGCGCGAUCUAGCAAGCCAUCUGCAUGAUCCAAUCGUGAAGGCUUACUUCAUGUUCCUGAGUGCUGCCCUUAAGCCUUUAUAUGAAUUUAAUAUUGUCUUCCAGUCAGAGGCCGUGCAGAUUCACAAACUUGAAGAGGAGAUCUGCAGGCUGAUCAAGAGGAUCCUGGGGUUCCUCAUACCAGCAUCAUGGGUGUACCUCUCAAGGAGGUGGAGUAUGGAGAAGGACAUCAGCUGGCUGAUGAAGAGCUCUUUAUAGGAGCAGAAACAAAGGCAUUCAUGGCAAGGAAAGAGCUCCCUGUGUCAGCGGAGAAGAAAAUCUUUCAGUUUUUAUUACCCAGCAGUUAUUUAAUUAUAUCAUCUUUUCACAGUAUGAGAUUAUAGGCUGUAGUGUUUUUUGUUUACUCUUAUGCUGUUGUAGAUCUGUGAGAAGAUUCUAUGAAGCAGUGCUUCAGAAGAUGUUCUCCUCCUUUCCUCUUGACCAUCCACUCCUGAAGGACAUGAAAGUGCUGGACCCUGCUGCUCGCCUUGACAUUACUCCAGGGACAGGUAGAUGUUAGAGUCAGUUCCUCAUUGAU
Girardinichthys multiradiatus is the source of this 1245-nucleotide messenger RNA. RefSeq lists its product as uncharacterized. The coding region runs from base 219 to 926 and encodes 235 amino acids. Lineage: Eukaryota; Metazoa; Chordata; Actinopteri; Cyprinodontiformes; Goodeidae. The transcript has 4 exons. The record is from RefSeq and is a predicted model, not a curated record.